CCCAGGGUGACGUAAACGGCCUUGGGGCUCUCGGUUCUGACUCCAGAACUACUCCCUCUGCAGCUAAGACACAGCACCGGAACUUCAGGUUUCCGUUCCAGUCGUGCCUGAGGUCCUGGAAGCGCGGUGCCCUGGUCUCCCAGGAACUGGGGAUGCGAAGAGUUAACGCGAGCGGCCGCGCUGAAGCGUCCCCCACCGGGCAGGCUAGAAGGAUUGUGCAUCCCACCACCUCCCGGCGCCUUCGCGGUCACGUGGGAACGAGGGCGGGCCCAAUCGAGGAGCCAGCCAAUAGGCUGUGCUGUCCGUGGGCGUGACAGCCAAUAGGAGCAGGGAAAGGGGUCCCGGGAUACGAAGAAACGGCGGCCGGGAGGGGGCUACCGGGACAUGGGGCUUCUGACCAUACUGAAGAAGAUGAAGCAGAAAGAGCGGGAGCUGCGACUGCUCAUGCUGGGCCUGGACAAUGCCGGCAAGACAACCAUCCUCAAGAAGUUCAACGGCGAAGACAUCGACACCAUCUCCCCCACACUAGGCUUCAACAUCAAGACCUUGGAGCACCGAGGAUUCAAGCUGAACAUUUGGGAUGUGGGCGGCCAGAAGUCCCUGCGGUCCUACUGGCGAAACUACUUUGAGAGCACAGACGGCCUCAUCUGGGUGGUGGACAGCGCCGACCGCCAACGCAUGCAGGACUGCCAGCGGGAGCUCCAGAACCUGUUGGUGGAGGAGCGCCUGGCCGGAGCGACCCUUCUCAUCUUUGCCAACAAGCAAGACCUGCCCGGAGCACUGUCCUCUAACGCCAUCCGCGAGGCCCUGGAGCUGGACUCUAUCCGAAGCCACCACUGGUGCAUCCAGGGCUGCAGCGCCGUCACCGGGGAGAACCUGCUGCCUGGCAUCGACUGGCUCCUGGAUGACAUCUCCAGCCGCAUCUUCAUGGCCGACUGAGCCGCUCCUGAUGCCCCCCCACUCAGCUCACAGUCUAGGCACCCCCCACCCCCCACCAAGCACCAUCCCUGGAAGGGUGGGAGUCCGCCAGCCCAACUAACAGCCCCCGCCCCCGUCCAUACCCUGCUGCUGCUACUGCUGCCCACUGCUGCCCUGUGGCCAGCCGGCUCCCAAGGCGGGAGGCCUGUCACCCUGGCUGUCCCCCUGGCUCCUGACCCGGCCCGCCUGCAGCUGCGGGACCAGGAAGAGAGGGCUGUGGCUGGGAGGGGGCUGCCUCUGCUGCUAUCGAGGCUUUGGGCCUCACCAUUUGCUCAGCUGUGAGAAUAAAUUGUUCCCCACUCCCA
Messenger RNA from Capra hircus (goat), 1283 nucleotides. RefSeq names its product ADP ribosylation factor like GTPase 2 (gene ARL2). NCBI's taxonomy places the organism in Eukaryota, Metazoa, Chordata, Mammalia, Artiodactyla, Bovidae. The transcript has 5 exons. Gene Ontology annotation, molecular function: GTPase activity; GTP binding. Gene Ontology annotation, biological process: protein folding. Bases 385 to 939 code for a protein of 184 amino acids. Gene Ontology annotation, cellular component: microtubule cytoskeleton; cytoplasm. The record is from RefSeq and is a predicted model, not a curated record.